CUUUGCAAACGUCGGGCUAGUCUGCUUUUCGAUCCGUCGAUAUAUCCCCCAAAAUGGAGUCAGUUAACAGAGCUAUAUAUGUUUUUCUGCUAAUUUCUUUGAUCAUAGUGGAAAGCCCAGCGGCAAUCCCCAAUCGCCGAUCAUAUAUUUUCGAUCGGCAGUUCUGCAUGGAUACGGUCACGGGACGGCCAAUGUACUUAGGAGAGUUCUUUACGAGAGAGGGCCAAUGCGUCCGGGUUCAGUGCCUCGAAUCGCAGCAGCUCUGGGAAGACAGCUGCAAUGUGCCGAAUUUAACAACUGGCGAUUGCAAACCAGUCGAGUCGGAUUUAGCGAGUCCGGAAUAUCCCCGAUGCUGCCCACUGUACGAGUGCAAGACCCACCAGAAAAAUGAGGGUGGAACCAUGGAAAUGACCAAUACCUACGACCAUUACGGAAACCUGCUGAGAUCUCGCAUCACCGAGAUGAUCGUGGUCGGCCAGGUAUCUCAACCUAAGGAGGAUAUUCCUUCAGCACCGGCGCGGAAGUACCAAGUUUAAAGGGGUGUUCUAUAAAUUCCACCUUGUACUCUUAGGAUAACUAGUCUUAAAUGCAGUUGUAACGUGUAAUAUGUAAUGUGUAGUGUGAAAUCGUCGGAAGAAUAAAAAUCAAUAUUAUAGCACAAAAAA
This is a messenger RNA of Drosophila ficusphila, 665 nucleotides long. RefSeq lists its product as uncharacterized. The record is from RefSeq and is a predicted model, not a curated record. Bases 54 to 536 code for a protein of 160 amino acids. The transcript is spliced from 3 exons. NCBI's taxonomy places the organism in Eukaryota, Metazoa, Arthropoda, Insecta, Diptera, Drosophilidae.